ACCCUUCAGAUUUUCUUGGAGUGUCAAAAAUCAAAAUUCUCUUACUCUUUUUUUUUUUUUUUUAAUUUCAAUUUUCGCGAUAUUUUUUCUCUUUAUUUUCUACUUUUCUCCGAUAAUUUAAAUUCAGCAUUUCUUUUUUAUUACCCCGAACAAUUAUACAGUUUUGAAAGGAAAAUCAUACAACGACCAACUGCUGUUUUUGGUUUUUAAGGAUUAGGGUUUUGGAUUUUCCUGGGUUUUGAAAAGAAGGAAAUAUGGGUGCAGAGGGAGAUUCGAGCGAGACAAGAGUCGGUGGCAAUGGAGAAGAAGGAAGAGGAGUGAUGAUUAAUAUCCGGUGCUCAAAUGGCACCAAGUUUUCGGUGAGGACGAACCUCGAAUCCUCGGUUGGAUCGUUUAAAGCUGUUUUGGCACGGAAUUGCGAUAUCCCAGCUGAGCAACAGCGAUUAAUUUACAAAGGUCGCAUCCUGAAGGAUGGGGAGACCCUUGAAAGUUAUGGUUUACAGGCUGAUCACACAGUCCACAUGGUUCAUGGAUUUGCCCCAGCUUCAUCUACACCUCCCGCAGCUGCUUCAAAUGCUGGAAGUGAGACCACUACACCAACUGUCACAAGGGGUGUUGGUUCUAACGAAGGUGGGGGAUUUGCAAGUCCUAGUCUAGGGGCACCUCUAUUCCCUGGACUUAAUGCACUAGGUGGUACUAGAGCAUCUGGUUUAUUUGGAGCUGGAUCACAAGAGUUUGAACAAGUACAGCAACAAUUGACUCAAAACCCCAACAUGAUGAGAGAAAUAAUGAACAUGCCUGCUAUACAGAGCUUGAUGAAUAACCCCGAGUUGAUGCGUAGCUUGAUAAUGAGCAAUCCUCAAAUGCGUGAGAUUAUUGAUCGGAAUCCCGAGCUUGGGCAUAUACUUAACGAUCCCAGCAUUCUUCGUCAGACAUUAGAAGUUUCCAGGAACCCUGAACUAAUGCGAGAAAUGAUGCGGAACACUGAUAGGGCAAUGAGUAAUAUUGAAUCCUCCCCAGAGGGGUUUAACAUGCUCAGGCGGAUGUAUGAGAACGUUCAGGAACCAUUCUUGAAUGCCACAACAAUGGGAAAUAGUGGAAAUAAUUUAGGGUCAAAUCCAUUCUCAGCUCUCUUGGGGAACCAAGUUGGGACACAAGCUAUGGAUGCAUCCAACACCCCUGCAGCCACAGGGUCUGAAACAACUGGACACUCUGCUGCUCCAAAUUCGGACCCACUUCCUAAUCCUUGGAGCAAUACUGGUGCCAGUGGUGGGACCCAGACAAACAGUACAGUGAGGCUAAAUCCAGCUUUGGAUGCAACUGCACCAGGUGUUGGUGGUCUGGGAGGGGAUGGUUUUCCAAAUAUGGCACAUAUGUUUAAUGGGACACCAGAUGCUUCCCAGUUAACUCAAUUAUUGCAAAAUCCAGCCAUAUCAGAGUUGAUGCAGAAUAUACUCUCAAAUCCCCAGUACAUGAAUGAGAUGCUCAAUCUUGACCCCCAGCUACGUGGAAUGGUUGAUUUAAAUCCUCAAAUGAGAGAAAUGAUGCAAAAUCCAGAACUACUUCGUCAGUUAUUCUCCCCUGAGACAAUGCAGGAAAUGUUGGCUUUACAGCAGUCAUUUCUUUCCCAGUUUAAUCAGCAGCAUUCAACACAGGAUUCAGCACAGACGGGUGGAACUACUGGGAUGCCUAAUAAUACUGCGCUAGAGAUGUUGAUGAACAUGUUUGGUGGUCUUGAAGCUGGAAGCUUGAGUGUUCCGAACCAACUCAAUGUUCCCCCAGAAGAACUAUACGCAACUCAGCUUUCACAGCUUCAAGAGAUGGGUUUCCCCGACACACAAGAGAAUAUUAGGGCACUGCGUGCCACUGGAGGAAAUGUUCAUGCUGCGGUAGAGCGACUUUUAGGAAACACAGGCCAGUAAUGCUUCAUAUCUUAUCCUGUUACCUGUUACCUGUUACCUGUUGCCUGUUACAAUUAACCAAGAUCGUCAUUGGACAUGUACGAUUAAUUUCUUUGGCUCGGUGCCUUCCCAUACCAUGGAACAUGGGCACACGCGCUGAUACCCUUCUGUGCGCGUUUAAUAAGCAAGAUUGCAAGAACACCCAUCGUAUACCUAUGGACUACUACUGGUUUGAUACGUGAACUUGUAGAUUCACGCUUCUCAAUACUGGAUUUUUGUCAUCCCAUUUUUGUAUAAACUGAAUAUGUUUUUUUUUUCUUUUUUCUUUUUUAAUUUAAGCUGUUAAAUGAAAAAAAAAAUAGUUU
Messenger RNA from Rubroshorea leprosula, 2266 nucleotides. NCBI's taxonomy places the organism in Eukaryota, Viridiplantae, Streptophyta, Magnoliopsida, Malvales, Dipterocarpaceae. The record is from the annotation of a GenBank genome assembly.